Messenger RNA from Artibeus jamaicensis (Jamaican fruit-eating bat), 1706 nucleotides. RefSeq names its product heterogeneous nuclear ribonucleoprotein A1-like. Lineage: Eukaryota; Metazoa; Chordata; Mammalia; Chiroptera; Phyllostomidae. Gene Ontology annotation, molecular function: RNA binding. The record is from RefSeq and is a predicted model, not a curated record.
GCCACUGAGUCAGCAUCGUUGAAGUUCUCUCUUCUGCAGCUGUCAUGUCUAAGUCAGAGUCUCCCAAAGAGCCGGAACAGCUCCGGAAGCUCUUUAUCGGAGAUUUGAGCUUUGAAACAACAGAUGAGAGUCUGAGGAGCCACUUUGAGCAAUGGGGAACGCUCACAGACUGUGUGGUGAUGAGAGAGCCAAGCACCAAGCGUUCGAGAGGCUUUGGGUUUGUCACCUAUGCCACUGUGCAGGAGGUGGAUGCAGCCAGGAAUGCCAGGCCACACAAGGUGGAUGGAAGAGUUGUGGAACCAAAACCAGGUGCCCACUUAACUGUGAAAAAGACUUUUGUUGGUGGUAUUAAAGAAGACACUGAAGAACAUCACCUAAGAGAUUAUUUUGAACAGUAUGGGAAAACUGAAGUUAUUGAAAUCAUGACUGACCGAGGCAGUGGCAAAAAAGAGAGGCUUCACUUUGUAACUUUUGGUGACCAUGACUCUGUUGACAAAAUUGUCAUUCAGAAAUACCAUACUGUAAAUGGUCACAACUGUGAAGUAAGAAAAGCCCUAUCUAAGCAAGAGAUGGCUAGUGCUUCAUCUAGCCAAAGAGGUCGAAGUGGUUCUGGAAACUUCGGAGGUGGUCGUGGAGGUGGUUUUGGUGGGAAUGACAAUUUUAGUCGUGGAGGAAACUUCAGCGGUCGAGGUGGCUUUGGUGGUAGCCGUGGUGGUGGUGGUGGAUAUGGUGACAGUGGGGAUGGCUAUAAUGGAUUUGGUAAUGAUGGAAGCAACUUUGGAGGUGGUGGAAGCUACAAUGAUUUUGGCAAUUACAACAAUCAGUCUUCAAAUUUUGGACCCAUGAAAGGUGGAAACUUUGGAGGCAGGAGCUCUGGCCCCUAUGGUGGUGGAGGCCAAUACUUUGCCAAACCACGAAACCAAGGUGGCUAUGGUGGUUCCAGCAGCAGUAGUAGCAAUGGCAGUGGCAGAAGGUUUUAAUUAUGCCAGGAAACAAAGCUUAGCAGGAGAGGAGAGCCAGAGAAGUGACAGGGAAGCUACAGGUUACAACAGAUUUGUGAACUCAGCCAAGCACAGUGGUGGCAGGGCCUGGCUGCUACAAAGAAGACAUGUUUUAGACAAUACUCAUGUGAAUGGGCAAAAAACUGGAGGACUGUACUUGUGACUAAUUGUGUAACAGGUUAUUUUAGUUUCUGUUCUGUGGAAAGUGUAAAGCAUUCCAACAAAGGGUUUUUAAUGUAGUUUUUUUUUCCUUUUUGCACCCAUGCUGUUGAUUGCUAAAUGUAAUAGUCUGAUCAUGACGCUGAAUAAAUGUGUCUUUUUUUUUUUAAAGGUGCUGUGUAAAUUAGUCUACUCUGAAGCCAUCUUGGUAAAUUACUCCAACAGUGUGAAGUUAGAAUUCCUUCAGGGUGAUGCCAGAUUCCAUUUGAAAUUUAUUUACAACCUGCUUGGGCACAUAAUACCAUUGUCUUCAGAAACCUUGGUGUAGUUGAAUUGAUAAGCUACUGUGUUGUGACCUGGAGUUCACCAUUAAAAGGGUCACCCAAGCAGAGUCAUGGAGUUUAUUUGGUUACUAAUGGUUGUUGGCACAUCCUAUGCUGUAUACUAAAUUGAAUUAUGGUACCAGAUAAAAUUACAGAUGGGAAUGAAGUUUGUGUAUCAUCCAUUAUCAUGUGCAAUCAAUAAACGAUUUAAUAUCCUCUUGAA